GAUGAGCAGACGAGGAGGAGGAUGCAACCAGGCUACUAUGACGCACGCUGAUGGUCCGUGCUUGCCUGUGAUUGGUCCCGGCGAGUGCCGCUCACAGGAGCAGGGAGCCAGGCGCCGCUAGGAGAGCAGAUUAUGAAGCGGCGCUCCAGCAGCGGCAGUCUCCUCUCAUUGUCUCAAUGGCUGCACACGCAUUCCUCCUGUGCUCCAUCGCCUUGCUGUAUGCGCUCAGCCAGCCUGCUCUCGCUUUCUCUGAGGAAGAGCUAAAGCCAGGACUCACCUACGAUGAAGUGCCUGAACUCUUGGACAGAAGCAAAGAAAACCCCAACCACGCGACAAGAGUCACAUCAAGUCAAGAUGGCGAGUUCGGCUUAGAAAGUGAAGAGGUUGCUUUGACGCCUGAAGAUGAAAACCCACUCUUGAGAAUACUGCAGCCUUUCAAGUGGCAUCAUGCGGAAAUGUCUCACAGUAAGAGAAAACUGCUCCAGUCGCUGAUGGGACCUUAUGGCCCCCUGAGUGUGUCCUACAACGGGAAGACGUGCAUUCUGUUCAAGGCAAAGCGGCUGGCAAUCCGCUACAGGAACCACACCUUCAUUGAUCUAACUGAGAGAGUGUUCAAUUCCAACGCACCAGUGGACACCAAAGGAUCUAUUUGCACCAAAGAAAAGGCCACGCUUUCAUUAAAGUUUGGGGAUGUGGAGGACUUGCGAGGUCUUGUAAUCAGGCUUCAGAUGUCGAACACCUUCUACGAAGCAGCAGGUCAAAACUGGUUCACCCUCGACAGCGUGCACAUCCACUACAACUGGACCCAGGAGGCCACGUUCAAUGCCAGUGAGGUCUACGCUCCUGCUACGUCGUCCUACCACUGCCAGCACGUCAGCAGUCUGCACAAAUAUGACACACUGCUGGUGCCCAGCUCACACACUGACACGUCUGCCAACUGGCACAUUACCUUCACAGAUUUCCAGAUUCAAGCAUUCAACGUACAGUCGGACAAAUUCGCAUCAGCCAGUGACUGCGCCACGUUCCUGACACCGGCCAUCCUCAUGGGCUUGGUGACUUCUCUGAUCCUUCUCCUGGUCUUAGCCUAUGCCCUACAUAUGGUGGUUCACCUCAAGCACAUCGACCGCUACGAGGAACACAAGGCCACCGUUUACUUCCCCCGGAGUCCAGAGGCUGAGUUGCCGGACAAGAACAGCCUGUGAGAUAAAAGGACAAGUACAGGAGGAGGGACAGAGGAGAGCAUUGCUGAGGAGGCAGAGGAAAAAGUAUCCUCCAUAGAAUACUUCUUAAACAAAAUGCCUGUUCACAUGAAAACCGUGUAAAUCACUUAAGGAAAUGCAGGAUACGUUUUCCUUCUUUCCUCAUUACCUGUAUCUUGUAUUGAAUAAGUUCUCUGAAUGCUCAAGCCUCCACCAAGCUGACAGUUCUUGCUCCAACUGUCAAAAGUUGAGGACAGUUCAUGGGCCUUGAGGGCCACCGGCCGACCUUUACCCCAGCCAGCCUACCAACCUUUCACAGGCAAUGUGUCGCUAAUACAGCUAUCAUCAGAUGCUCCUGAAUAAUUGUACCUAGUACAUUGGUCAAGCUUCUGUCGCUCACCGUCUUUCCAGCUUUCUCUAAAGUAUAUUUUCUCUAACAGCUGCAAGUAAUAUAUCCUUUAAACAGUCAGUUUUAGCACUGAAAUAGUCGUAUUAGCUGCAUGCCAUAAAAAAGCAGGUCAAUAUGGGCUAGUGCAGUGUUUCCUGAUAAUCAGACCAACUCACAUGAAGUGCAGUUUAAAAUAAUAAUCAACAGAGGCACGAAUAGAAGGGGGUUGAGUUAGGAAAAUAGGGAAACGCUGGUCUAGCAUAUGGCUGGAGUAACUGGUCCUUCAGAGCCUACGGUCUCUCUCAUCCUAAACACUAACAAGACUGCUGCUUGGGAUUCAACUGUGAAAUGGCCUUUUAUAGACCAGUCAGACGAGGAAAUGGAGAGUUCUACAAACUAGCACAACAUUGGUUAGUGGCAAAAGCACUAACAAGAUGACUUUCAAAGACUAAACGAGGAACAAUGCUGCACAAGAUGGCCCGUCUUAGGGGGACACAUGAGUGAAACUCUUGGGGUGAGGUGGCUCUCUGAGAGGCAAGGGUUUGGUCAAUGGAGCCCAUGGGUUUUUCAUCCACCGAGCGGGGUGGAAUGCCAAAGCUUCAACGGUGUUACCAUAAAACAUGGUGAGAGUGAGACAAUGUGAAAGAAGAGAGUUAACCAUUACAGCUAUGUACAAAUCACAUUUAUGUACAGAAGCGUCAUUUUUUUCGUUUUCUUUUUAUAUCGAUGUACUCAUUAAAAGCUAUUAGGUACAGGAUGACUAUGCUAAUCCUUAUAACCAAAAGGAUGUACAAGUUGUAGAUGCAUAUAGAUCGCUGUACAAUCAUAGCUGUUUACAUCAAAUAGUGCACAACUAAGAAGCAAAUUUACAAGCAAGACAUUGUGCUACGAGGAUCAGUGCAUAUGAUUUGUUUUUCUACAAACAUUUGUCUAUUUGUUUUACAACAGGGGCCUGAGAGUCAAGUCCAGUCUCAUCUAAGUGUAAAUCCAAAUUCCCUGCCUUAGAGGAAUGAUACUAUGGAAUGCCGUCCAGCAAACAUGACUUAUAAAUGCCAUUAUUAUGCCAGAAGCCACAAUAGCAACAGUAAGUCAUUACCUCUGAAUUAACAAAAAAGAGUCAGCAUGACAGUAAGUAGAUAUUUUAACAUUCAAUAUGGCAGUUCUGUUAAUCUGUAGCAGUGUCAAACGUGUUCUUUGGUCAUUAGUGUAUCCUACAAACUAUGGAAUGUGUGCAGGUCGUUUGUCCAAGGACCAACUGAUUGAAGAUUGAACAAUAAAUGAUAUUCAGAGAAAAACGAUUGUUGCAUU
Nerophis ophidion (straightnose pipefish) is the source of this 2895-nucleotide messenger RNA. It is a transcript of the gene atp6ap1lb, whose product is annotated as ATPase H+ transporting accessory protein 1 like b. Gene Ontology annotation, cellular component: proton-transporting V-type ATPase complex. The transcript has 7 exons. Bases 177 to 1202 code for a protein of 341 amino acids. The record is from RefSeq and is a predicted model, not a curated record. NCBI's taxonomy places the organism in Eukaryota, Metazoa, Chordata, Actinopteri, Syngnathiformes, Syngnathidae.